CUCUUAGCAAUUUAUAUAGAAUGUUCUUGAUGCUUUUCAAUUGAAAAAAUAAGAAUAUGACUUCUUUGGUGGAUGCCAUUAUUGCUAAAUAUGGCCCAGGAGAUGACGAGUCCUUUGAUUUUAUAGCUGUCCCAAGGAGAAGACAGGAAUCUACAUCAAGUGAGAGUGAUGCUCUGAUCCUUCCACCUGCCCUGGUUUUAGAUAAUGAGGGAAUAAAUAGCAUUGGUGAUAUAAAGAAGCUGAAAGAAAUGUGCAGUGUCACUACAGAGCUGGAUCUGACAAAGAAUCUCUUGACAGAUUGGAAAGAUGUACUUUGUUUGAUAGACUGUAUGCCCAAAAUUAACUUCUUGAACCUGUGUGCUAAUUUUCUUGACAAUGACUCCUGGCCAGAUGACACAGACCUUGGUGCUUUCUCAUAUCUACAGCAUCUUAUUCUGAACAACACUGGGGUGUCUUGGGAUGUUACUCAUAAUUUUCUAACUCUGUGUCCAUCUCUAACAGAAAUUCACUUAAGUCUGAAUGAACAUGAAGACAUUUCACUACCAGAUCCUUUCCAAACAUACCCAACUGUCAAGAAAAUUCAUAUGUCAAAGAACAAAAUCAAAGAUUGGUCUGUUUUACAUAAAGUCGGUAGACUCUUUCCAAAUGUCGAACAUUUUGUGAACAUUGAAUCGGAUUUGGAGAACCUCAGGUCUCAAAAUGAAGAGGAAAACAACAUGGAAGAAAUUUUUUCAAAGAUGAAGAGUCUCUCUCUCACCCAAACAAAGUUGCAUGACUGGGAAGAUUUUGAGAUGCUUCGUCAGUGUCCAGCACUGGUGGAUCUUAAAGUUUUGGGCAUUCCUUUUCUAGAGGAAAUUGAAGAGAAGUCUCGCCGACAGCAGUUGAUCUCCAGAUUACCCAACAUACAGUGUUUAAAUGGAACACCGAUAUCAGAAUGUGAGAGGGAAGAUGCAGAGAGGGCCUUUAUCAGGUUAUACAUGAACAGUGAAGAUAAACCAGACAGGUACUAUGAGCUUGAGUCUAUAUAUGGGAGACUGGACCCUUUGGCUGAAGUGGACAUGAGUGUGACCACAACAUUAGAUCUACUUCUAGAGAUCCCCUUCCAAGAACGAGAGGAACGAGUUGAAGUGAAUACACUCCAAAAAGUCAAAGACUUAAUGAAAACCAUUUCUAAUAUUGUGGGGAUACCUGCUUCAAAGCUAAGGUUGUAUUACAAGGAUGUCUUUCAAGGAGAGCUGCUUGAUAUGCGAAUGAUGUCAAAAUUUCCAAAUAAAAACUUGUGGACUUACAAUAUGACACCUGAAAGUGUAAUUGUGUGUGAACUUAAAAGCACUCCACAAGCAUCUAAUGCUAGAAUUGUUUUUGCUGGAGAAAAUAGAAUUGGAGAAAAGAUGAGUAGGGAAUGAAGGUGAAUAUUUAGUGCUUUCAACCAUUGGACAGUGAAUAAAAUAAAAAGUCAAGUAUUUUUUUUCUCAGUUAAUCAGAUUGAAAUUCUUUUCAGAUUGCUUUGAACCAUGUACAUAUGUAUUGUAAUUUGAGUAUUCAGGAAGAUUUUGAUGAUGUUCAUUUUACAAUGUAAAUGAAUAUUAAAAGAAAAUAUAUAGACUUAAAU
This is a messenger RNA of Saccostrea echinata, 1612 nucleotides long. RefSeq names its product tubulin-specific chaperone cofactor E-like protein. The transcript is spliced from 7 exons. Lineage: Eukaryota; Metazoa; Mollusca; Bivalvia; Ostreida; Ostreidae. Gene Ontology annotation, molecular function: protein binding. Bases 57 to 1406 code for a protein of 449 amino acids. The record is from RefSeq and is a predicted model, not a curated record.